AUGCGAACACGUUAUCGGGCUCAUAAGGAAGCAUUGGAGUAUUACAAUUGGUGUCAUCCACCAGUAGCAAAUGAUACUAAGCCACUGAAGGCUUUCUCUGAUCCGAAAAUCAAUGACAAUCAAUCUAGCAUUAAUAUCAGGCUAGCCAUCUCGGCCAACACUUUUGAAAUCAAGUCGGGCACUAUUCAGAUGGUUCAGAACUCAGUUCAGUUUGGGGGUUCUCCGACAGAAGAUCCUAAUAUGCAUAUUCGGGAUUUCAUCGAGAUCUGCGACACUUUCAAGUUCAAUGGAGUUACUGAAGAUGCCAUCAAAUUGAGGCUAUUCUCAUUUUCUCUGAGGGAUAAAGCUAAGGGAUGGUUGCAUUCUCUACCUGCAGGAUCUAUUACGACAUGGGAGGAUCUGGCUUUGGAAUGCUACAAGGAGAUGCUUCGAAAGUGUCCUCAUCAUGGGAUGCCGAAUUGGAUGGUGAUAGAUUGCAUCCAUUAUGGCUUGGGACCUCAAUCGAGGCCAAUGCUCGACGCAGCAUCAGGUGGAGUUCUAUGGACUAAGAGCUAUGAUGAAGCUUACGAGUUGAUCGAGAUGAUGGCUGCGAAUGAAUAUCAGAAUCCUACUCAACGUCUUCAUCAGGGCAAAGCAGCAGGAAUUCUGGAUAUUGAUGCUACUACAACCAUAGCUGCUCAGCUUAAGGCUCUUAUUAUGAAGGUGAAUUCUUUAGCAAACUUGGGAGUGCAUCAGCCACCUAUUGUUUGCGAGCUUUGUGCGGGUACACAUUCUACUGAUCAGUGGGCCAUAUCUAGUGAAUCAGCUCAGUUUGUGAGCAAUUUUCAGAGUUCUCAGCAAGAAGGAAGUGAAAGAACAAGUUCAAGCAGUCACUUGAGGUACGGAAAGGUUACGAAGGAAAAAGAAUCAGCAGCAGAGCAUAACAAAGAAGAGAGCAAUCAGCAGGUUGAAACACCCGUGCUCUCAUCUGAGUCAGAUAGUGGAAAAACUGUUGUUGGGGCUGAUUUGAAUGAAAGCAACGAGGAUGCAAGCAAGGAUUCCGCUGAAAAAUCUACUCCUAAACAUGAUGAUGGGGUCAAGCAAGUAUGUCCAUAUCCCAAAAGACUUCAGAAGCAGAAGCUCGACAAGCAAUUCGCCAAAUUUCUGGAGGUAAUUUUCAAGAAAUUGGAGAUCAAUAUACCUUUUGCGGAAGAUCUAGAACAUAUUCUGAGCUAUGCUAAAGUCAUGAAAGGUAUUCUUUCUAGGAAACUCAAGCUUGAGGAGUUGGAGACUGUAGCUUUGACGGAGGAGUGCAGUGCGGUGUUGCAACAGAAAUUACCGCCGAAAGUCAAAGAUCCAGAAAGUUUCACAAUACCGUGCACUAUUGGGCAACUAUCUUUUGACAAGUGUCUAUGUGAUUUGGGAGCUAGCAUUAAUCUGAUGCCUUUGUCUAUUUUCAUGCAACUUGGUCUUCCAGAGCUGAAACCUACUAAUAUGUCUUUGCAACUAGCUGAUCGAUCCGUUACAUAUCCGAGGGGUAUAGUCGAAGAUGUGUUAGUAAAGGUGGAUAAGCUCAUCUUCCCUGCUGAUUUUGUCAUUCUCGACUUUGAGGAAGAUAAAAAAAUACCCAUCAUCUUGAAAAGACCAUUUCUAGCUACAGGGUGGACAUUGAUCGAUGUAUUAAAGGGUGAAUCACAAUGA
Molecule: messenger RNA, 1680 nt
Organism: Daucus carota subsp. sativus
Lineage: Eukaryota; Viridiplantae; Streptophyta; Magnoliopsida; Apiales; Apiaceae
Exons: 3
Coding region: 1-1680 (559 amino acids)
Source: RefSeq, a predicted model, not a curated record